AGCGCGCCGGGGCGGCGGCAGGGCCGCGGGGAGGCGGCGGCGGCGGCCCCCGCCGAGGCCCGGUGCCGAGCCGGUCCUCCCAUCCGUCCGCCGCCGCCGCCGCCUCUCGGCCGAUGCGUUGGCGGCGUCCGCCAUGGACAAGAUCCUGGAGGGGCUGGUGAGCUCGGCGCACCCGCUGCCGCUGAAGCGAGUGAUCGUGCAGCGGGUGGUGGAGCUGGCCGAGACGCCGCUGAGCCGGGCGCAGUGCCGCGCCAUGUUCGCGCUGGGCACCCGGCUGGUGCUGCAGGGCCCCGACCGCUUCCAGCGGCAGGUGGGCCGGCAGGUGCUGGAGGCCUACGGCCGUUACCACCGCGCCGAGUUCGAGGCGUUCUUCGACCGCGGGCUCGUCCUCGGCCUCCUGCAGCGCGGCUACGGCGAGCUGAGCAACCGCGACCCGGCCAUCCUGGACUACAUCCAGGCCGGGCUGCGCCUCAUCAUGAGCUGCCCCUCGGUGCUGGAGCUCUUCGAGCUGCUGCAGGUGGAGGCGCUGCGCCUGGUGUGCGAGCGGCCGGCGCCGCCGCUCUGCGCCCGCCUCUGCCAGCUGCUGGGAGACUUCCCGCAGUGCCUGCCCCGCGGCAGGAAGCUCUCGCUCGCCUUCUGCCAGCAGCUGGUGCGCAGCAUCGCCCACUUCCAGAGCCAGGGCAGCCGGGAGGCCGAGCUGCGCCUCUACGUCUCGCAGGUGACGCAGGUGAGCGGGCUGCUGCGCAGCGUCUGGAAGGCCGAGCCCGACACGCUGCUGCCCUCCCUGCAGGAGCUCUUCGCCGUCAUCUCGGCUGCCGAUACUUCAUUUGAACCAUCGGUUGCGCUGGCAAGUCUUGUGCAGCACAUACCAUUACAGAUGAUAACAGUACUCAUCAUGAGCCUUACUACAGAUCCGAAUGUGAAAGAUGCAAGUAUGACUCAAGCUCUGUGCAGGAUGAUUGACUGGUUGUCUUGGCCUCUGGCUCAGCACGUAGAAACUUGGGUGAUUGCACUGCUGAAAGGACUAGCUGCAGUCCAGAAAUUUACUAUCCUUAUUGAUGUCACUCUGCUAAAGAUUGAGUUGGUAUUUAAUCGACUUUGGUUUCCUCUAGUGAGGCCUGGUGCCCUUGCUGUCCUUUCCCACAUGUUACUUAGUUUCCAACAUUCUCCAGAAGCUUUUCAUUUGGUUGUGCCACACGUGGUCAGCUUGGUUCACUCCUUCAAAAGUGAUGGUUUACCUUCCAGUACAGCAUUUUUGAUGCAGUUGACUGAGUUGAUACACUGUAUGAUGUAUCAUUAUUCAGGUUUUCCAGAGCUCUAUGAACCCAUUCUGGAAGCUAUUAAGGAUAUGCCCAAACCCAGUGAGGAGAAGAUUAAGUUGAUUCUCAGUCAGAGCGCCUGGACUUCUCAAUCCAGUUCUUUGCCAUCUUGUUUAUCUAGACUUUCUGGAAAAUCUGAAACUGGGAAGACAGGUCUAAUUAAUCUGGGAAAUACUUGCUACAUGAACAGUGUUAUUCAGGCACUUUUUAUGGCUACAGAUUUCAGAAGACAUGUUUUAUCUCUGAAUCUAAAUGGGUGUAAUUCACUAAUGAGAAAAUUGCAGCAUCUUUUUGCAUUUUUGGCCCAUACCCAGAGGGAGGCAUAUGCUCCUAGAAUUUUCUUCGAGGCUUCCAGGCCACCAUGGUUCACUCCUCGAUCCCAGCAGGAUUGCUCAGAAUAUCUCCGGUUCCUUCUAGACAGGCUGCAUGAAGAAGAGAAAACCUUGAAAGCAUUGUCUUCAGCAAAGGCUCCUGAAAGUAGGAAGAAUGAUGAGUCCCAGACACAAGAAACUGUCCAUAAAGCACAGGUAUUUGUUGAAGCACCUUGUAUGGGAAGUGAAGAAAAAACUCUCAUAGAGAAAAUGUUUGGAGGAAAACUGAAGACUACUAUAUGCUGUUUGAACUGCAAAAGCACAUCUCAAAAGGAAGAAGCUUUCACAGAUCUCUCUCUGGCUUUCUGUCCUCCAGCAUCCUUGGAGAAUGUUGGUUCAAAAUGUGUGGACUGUUCUGAAAUGAAAGAUGACUGUGGGGUGGAAACAAGUACUUCAGCAACUAUUCCUGCUGGAGAAACGUCUCUCAAUAGCUUGGAAAUAAAUGGUGGAUGCGAUGCAGUUACGAUUGAAGGAACCACAAAAGAUUUUUCUGCUGAGCCAAACUCUGAGACCAAUUCUGAACUCAACAGAAGUCAAGAAAACAGGGACAUGUCUCAGAGGCUAGUAGGGAAAAACACCCCAUCAGUUACAGACUUACUGAAUUAUUUUCUGGCACCUGAGAUCCUCAGUGGAGACAAUAAAUACUAUUGUGAAAAGUGUGCCUCUCUACAGAACGCUGAGAAAACUAUGCAAAUCAUUGAGGAACCUGAAUACCUCAUUCUCACUCUUCUGAGAUUUUCAUAUGAUCCAAAGUGUCAUAUAAGACGUAAGAUCUUGGACAAUGUUUCUCUGCCACUUGUUUUGGAACUGCCAGUCAAAAGAGCAACAUCGCCUCUACCUGUAGUUUCAGGAGGUUGGUCUGUUGAUGCUGAGGUUUCUGAUAUUGGAGAAAAUCUUGCUAAAAAACUUAAGCCCUCUGGUGCUGAUGAAGUGUCCUGUCCACAGCUGGUGCCCUAUACGCUAAGCUCUGUGGUGGUGCACUCUGGUGUAUCCUCUGAAAGUGGACAUUACUAUUCAUAUGCUAGGAAUGUUACUGGUUCAGGGCCUUCAGGACUGCGUCAUCAGUCUAAAGCUCUCUCUUUAGUUUGUCCUCAAAAUAAGUUGUUGGCAGAGGAGAGUCCUUGUACUGUUAUAGAAAAUGAGCUGGACACUGAGAUGUCAAAAGAAUGGUUUCUGUUCAAUGACAGUAGAGUGACAUUUACCUCAUUUCAGUCAGUCCAGAAAAUUACCAGUAGAUUUCCAAAGGACACUGCUUAUGUUCUCUUUUACAAAAAACAAAAUAACACCUGUGGCUUCAACACCAAUUCAGCAAAUGGACUCUGGGUAAAUGGAGACCCUCCCUUGCAAAAAGACCUCAUGGAUGCAAUUACGAAAGAUAACAAACUAUACUUGCAGGAGCAAGAGCUUAGUGCUCGAACACAAGCACUUCAAGCUGCUUCAGCCUCGUGCUCUUUCCGCCCCAAUGGAUUUGAUGACAACGAUCCCCCGGGAAGCUGUGGACCAGCAGGUGGAGGAGGAGGGGGUGGGUUCAGUACUGUUGGUAGAUUAGUCUUUUGACUACGAAGACGACCUGGAAUACACUGGUUCCGAAGCAGCCCAGUAAUGCUGAGGACAAUUAAAAUUUUGGAACGUUGUCAUAUAUUGUACCAAGUUUUGCGACUUGAUUCCUGUUCAAAAGCAAAUGUUGGGGUUUUUUUUGCUUGUGUUUUAUUUGAAAUAAAUAAGCGCAUAAUCAAAAAAAACUACCUCUUAAAAAUUCAGUUGCUUUUAUGGUGAGAAACACUUGCCCAAAAGACAAAGUGGAGAUUUUUAAGUAGUUUUUAAUGACAGUGCACUAAACUCAACAAGUGCACGUACAUCAUUUUCUAUUAUCCUUAUCCACUGAAUGAGGAAAGUUCCUUUUGACUCUGAUGGUGUCGCUUUAUGUGGAAAUGAUUUUGGAUGGGUUAUACUGCAUACAUAGUUUCCCACCCCACCUUAUUAACAAAUCCGAUACCUUUAUGACAUGUAAAUAUGAUGCAAUCUUAUAAUGAAGGCAAUAACUUAAGAUGUGACAUGCUACAAUACUUUAAAAAAUAUUCAUUUCCAGCAUAAAUGUAAAGAAGAAAAACAUAUAAAUAUUUAUGAUGUUUUCCAAAAGUGCAUGUUCUGUAGGAACAAUGUUUUUAAAUAGAAGUUAACUUUGUAGUGUUUCUAAUUUUUUGAGAAUUUUGAAAUUAUUUCAGGGAAUAUAUCUGCUGUGUAUUUGAAAGAAAGAAAUUCUGUAUGUGCCUUGCAGUACUGUAACUUAAAAACAACUUUCUGAGGCUGCAGAAAAGGGACAAUAUGUUAGUCAUUUUUUUUCAGUAUUAGAAAUCAAUCUGGGUUUAGAAAGCUAUUAGGCUUCCAGAAAUUAAAAAAAAAAAAAAUCCAGUAGUUUGAAAUGCAGUAAGUUUUUUCCAUUAUUUUUGAUUCAAAAGGCUAAACCUAGUGAUUUAAUUGGUUAAGAUGGUCAUAAUUAUUGAGCUAUACUUCUGAAAUAGCAGGAAGGCUACCUGUAUUGAUCCUUCAUGAGGAUCCGUGCUUCUAAGAGUCCUUUCAAGUUUGGCCUUCUGAUUUUGCUUGUAGAGAAAUUUCUGGUGAGUUCAGGUUUUAAGUGUAUGCAGAAGACCAAAAUGGCAUUGUCUGUGGAGCAAUGUUUGCUGGCUUGUUCUGUUAGUCUUGGCAGAAACAGAAGCUUUGUUUUUAAUGUGCAAUGAGGAUAACAGAAGUAAAUGAAUUACACUGAAUAUGGUGAUUAAUUCUUAACUUGAAUAAUCUUAUAGUGAAGUGUAAAUUUAUUUAAAGUAUUUUUACAAGAUUCUGCACUGUUUUGCUGUGUUUUUAUAUUAAGUGACAAAGCGUAUCCUUAAAAAGCAUGCAAACCUGGCAGGUGUUAGCUUAACUGUAUAAUUUUUUUCAGAAAAUGCCUUUAAAAAGCAUUAAAUGAGUUUAAAACAAAUUGUUCAUAUAAUAUCAAAUAUUUGGAUUUUAGUCCAUAGUAAGGUAUCUUAGCUUGCAAACUAUUUUUAUAUUAUCACUAAAACUGUGUUACUUGCUCUGCUAUAGGUUCAUGUUACUGCUCAAGAAGGCUAGAGCAGGUCACGCUCAUUUUUUUAGUAGGUUUCAAGCUUUGACUGUAGUACCUCAGCUUUGACCUGUGCUUUCAUUGCUGCCUCAGUUGUAGGUCUCUGAAUUAGGGGAUUGAGCUGCAGAAAGGGGGGAUAUUAUGAGACCAGUGUGAGUAAUGUUCUCAUUCAGUUUGGGUGAGGUUGUCUUGAAAGCUUCCUCUAUCUUAUAAUCCUGUAGCUUUCAGUCCGAGAAGGUUUUUUAUUUCCUUUUGGGUUUCUUUGCCAGUUGGCUCUGGCUUUAAAAUGUUCUUAUGACAGGUAAAUUGUUUUGGUCUUCCAAAUUAUGGAAAGGACACUAUAAAAAGCUGUUUAUUUGUGUUACAGUGGGAGCAUUUUCUCUCUACUUAUCACUUUACUGUUCAUUUUAAGACACUAGAAGUUAAAAGCAGGAGCAAGUGUUUUUACUCUAUAUGAAAUCAGUUUUGUAAAGGUCAAUCUUGUUUUUACUUUCUCAAAGCAAAAAUGCAAAUUAUGUAUCCCACCAAAAAAAAAAGUCUGGUAUGACUCUUGUAUACCUAUUGUACUAUAUCUAUUUCAUGAGCUCUUAGAAGGCUUUCUAUGCUCUUGUUAGCCUAUUCUAACUUAGAUGUUAAAUAUGGAAACUUUGUCGGAGGAAUGCCGUAGGGUUGGAUCUCCCUUAAGUGUAAAAUGAUGGUAUGUCUGAAACUGAAAAUCUCCUUUUUUUACUUGACUUCUGUUGAUGCAGUUACUUUGGUUUUACAAAUAGAUUUUUAAACUCAAAAUACCUAUUUGAGAGUCUGCCUGUUGACCUGUCAACCCUCAUAGGCAGAUGGAUACCUUAAUGUGGAAGGCUUCAAUAAAGCUAGUGAAAGUGGAGUGUUUCUCACUUUGAACUGUGCAGAUCUUCAUUGUUUACAGUAAUGGCACUGCAUGUUCUGGACAUUGUUCUUUCAUUCUAUGUACAUAUGGUACUUCAGUUUGUCUGUGACUGAAUGCGGGAUGGUUUGUUUAUUAACCUUUUUGGCUCCAUUCUUAAUUUGCUUUCCAUCUGAGUUCAAUAAGUAGAAAGAUACAAAAUACAUAAUGCUAUUUCUGAAGC
Messenger RNA from Cygnus olor (mute swan), 5899 nucleotides. It is a transcript of the gene USP38, whose product is annotated as ubiquitin specific peptidase 38. Lineage: Eukaryota; Metazoa; Chordata; Aves; Anseriformes; Anatidae. Gene Ontology annotation, molecular function: cysteine-type endopeptidase activity; cysteine-type deubiquitinase activity. Gene Ontology annotation, biological process: ubiquitin-dependent protein catabolic process; protein deubiquitination. Gene Ontology annotation, cellular component: cytosol; nucleus. Bases 134 to 3247 code for a protein of 1037 amino acids. The record is from RefSeq and is a predicted model, not a curated record. The transcript has 10 exons.